Puccinia graminis f. sp. tritici CRL 75-36-700-3 is the source of this 354-nucleotide messenger RNA. RefSeq lists its product as uncharacterized. Bases 1 to 354 code for a protein of 117 amino acids. The transcript is spliced from 4 exons. The record is from RefSeq and is a predicted model, not a curated record. Lineage: Eukaryota; Fungi; Basidiomycota; Pucciniomycetes; Pucciniales; Pucciniaceae.
AUGAGCUCGACAGACUUGCCGUCCCUCGGUCUUCGGAGGGGGGACACCGGGGAUGCGAUGAAGACUGAGGGAUUUAUCAAACCAGCACUUUUUAAAUUGGUCAUUGAGAUUCGCAAACCUCAUUCUUACACCGCCAGGAUGCAUUUCUACAAAUCAAUCGUAUUAUUCCUACUUACGGCAAUGGUUGAAAACAUUGUGGCAUCAGGCCCGCCACCUCCACCAUCGAGUUCGGGCAACGGGGUCCAACCGCGCACUGAUCAGGUGUGUCAAAAGGUGGGUGGGGCCCAAUAUUGUAUGACAGGUGUAGAGCAGGGCCGCGACAAGACACAGUUGAUUGAAGAGCCAGACAGGUGA